AUGAACAUGUUGGACGUAGAAGACGACAGCGUUCACGUCACACGUGAAGGCUACUCCCAUCUGAGUGACUCAGAAUGGGAGGUAGUCGGCCGCAUGAGUGUGCUCAUGGGCGAACCCGCCAUCAGUGGUAUGUUGGAGUCUCAAAGCAGAGACCAUCAACAUGCUGCUAUUAACAAGUUCCUACAAGGGUAA
Molecule: messenger RNA, 192 nt
Organism: Peronospora matthiolae
Lineage: Eukaryota; Oomycota; Peronosporomycetes; Peronosporales; Peronosporaceae
Source: the annotation of a GenBank genome assembly